AUGUCAGGCAUGAUCGACCCCCAGAUCUUCGAACACCUCAAGUCGAAGAUCGACGAGGACACCAAGGCGCGAGAUGAUCUCAACGGAAUCAUCCAGAAGCUGGAGCGCGAUGUGUCCUACACCCAAGGUCUCCUGUCGCGGGUGCACUCGACCCCAAGGUCUCACUACCCUGCGCUGCUCUCCCAAGUCGAGACGGCCAUCAAGACCGAGGUCGAGGACUUCUCGCAGCUGAGCGAGGUCGCUUCUCAACACCCUUACUACAAGUACAACAGCAAGUGGACUCGAUCCGUCCAGGAUGCAGUCCUCACCGCGCUUCUCCACGGCUGGCUGGGUGGCGCCCUUGUUCCUGAGGGCAGAGUGGGACGGCUCCUCACCCUCGAGGAGGUCGGAGAGCACGUCUUCCACGUGCCUGUGAACCUGAAAGACCGUGAUGCCUUCCAUAUCACCAUUGAGGAGUACCUUCUGGCGGUCACCGGCCUGACAGACGAACUCGCCCGGCUGACGGUGAACGCCGUGACCCUGGGAGACCACGAGCUGGCGGUGAAGAUCAGCACUUUCGUCAAGGACAUCCACGCCGGUUUCCAGUUGCUGAACCUGAAGAACGACAUCCUGAGAAAGCGAGUGGAUGGCGUCAAGUACGCGGUCAAGAAGGUCGAGGACGUGGUCUACGACCUUUCGUUAAGGAACCUGAUCCCCACCUCCUGA
Diaporthe citri is the source of this 705-nucleotide messenger RNA. RefSeq lists its product as uncharacterized. Gene Ontology annotation, biological process: RNA metabolic process. Gene Ontology annotation, molecular function: RNA binding; sequence-specific DNA binding; single-stranded DNA binding. The record is from RefSeq and is a predicted model, not a curated record. NCBI's taxonomy places the organism in Eukaryota, Fungi, Ascomycota, Sordariomycetes, Diaporthales, Diaporthaceae. Bases 1 to 705 code for a protein of 234 amino acids. Gene Ontology annotation, cellular component: nucleus; cytoplasm. The transcript has 3 exons.